This is a messenger RNA of Pelobates fuscus (common spadefoot toad), 6307 nucleotides long. It is a transcript of the gene PCSK5, whose product is annotated as proprotein convertase subtilisin/kexin type 5. The transcript has 37 exons. Gene Ontology annotation, biological process: peptide hormone processing. Gene Ontology annotation, cellular component: Golgi membrane; trans-Golgi network; neuron projection. The coding region runs from base 468 to 6029 and encodes 1853 amino acids. Gene Ontology annotation, molecular function: protein binding; serine-type endopeptidase activity. The record is from RefSeq and is a predicted model, not a curated record. NCBI's taxonomy places the organism in Eukaryota, Metazoa, Chordata, Amphibia, Anura, Pelobatidae.
UUUCGGACGGGAGGAGAGCAGAAGGGGGGCAGUCAUUUAUGCAGAGAAGGAGAGAGAGAGGGGGGGAUCUGCUUUCUACCACUCACACUCUCUCUGUUUGCCCCGAGGAAAACUCACUAGGGGAGACACACUGGGGUUAAAACCAGCAGCAAAUUGUCAGCACUUUUACCAUUAAGCACUGUCUGUAAAUCCCAAACAAAACCCAGGAGUGAAGAAGAGAGGGGGAGAUCUGAAGGAAACGAGGAAGCAGAUUAGCACUUGGCAGCAGGAGUCUGGAGUCAAAGUGCAGGCAGUCACUGAGUGAGAUUCAGAGUGGAAGGUCAUACAAGUGCCUUACCUCCAGCUCUUGGGAACUUUACUGGGCUCUCUCUGCCUUGGCUUUUAUUAGGGGAUUAAAGCAGGACUCUCUGUACUCCCCCCUCUUGCAGGAGCUGGGGACCUGGUUCUAGGGGGCAGCAGGGCAUAUCAUGGCUUUUGGAUGGAUGUCUGGGAGGUCUCUUGUCUUCGACUUUACCCUGCUGCUGGGAAUCCUAUUACCUACAUGCCGGACAAGUACGUUCACCAACCACUGGGCUGUGAGGAUAGCAGGGGGAGCCCUGGAAGCCGACAGGAUAGCUAGCAAAUAUGGAUACAUCAACAUGGGACAGAUUGGGACAUUGGAAGAUUACUAUCACUUCUACCACAGUAAAACUAUCAAGAGGUCCAUCUUAUCCAGCCAGGGCACACACAGUUUCAUCUCAAUGGAACCAAAGGUCGAGUGGAUACAACAGCAGGUGGUUAAAAGAAGGAUAAAGAGAGAUUAUAAACAGAAUAAUGUGCAGUCCACUUUUUUCAAUGACCCUAAAUGGCCAAGCAUGUGGUACAUGCACUGCAAUGACAAUGCUCAUCGCUGUCAGUCAGAUAUGAAUAUCGUGGGAGCGUGGAAAAGAGGAUACACUGGAAAAAAUGUUGUAGUCACAAUCCUGGAUGACGGCAUUGAAAGAAACCAUCCUGACUUGAUGCAGAAUUAUGAUGCUCAGGCCAGCACAGACAUCAAUGGCAAUGACUUUGACCCUAUGCCGCGAUAUGAUGCAAGCAAUGAGAAUAAACAUGGGACUCGUUGUGCUGGAGAAGUUGCAGCAACAGCAAACAACUCACACUGUACUGUAGGAAUCGCUUUCAAUGCCAAGAUUGGAGGGGUGCGAAUGCUGGAUGGAGAUGUGACAGACAUGGUGGAAGCUAAAUCUCUCAGCCUUAAUCCACAACAUGUGCAUAUCUACAGUGCAAGCUGGGGUCCAGAUGACGAUGGAAAAACAGUAGACGGGCCCGCAUCACUGGCUCGCGAAGCUUUUGAGAAUGGCAUCAGAACAGGAAGAAGAGGAUUUGGUUCAGUUUUUGUUUGGGCAUCUGGCAACGGAGGCAGGAGCAGAGAUCACUGCUCGUGUGACGGAUACACCAACAGCAUAUAUACCAUCUCCAUCAGCAGCACCACCGAAAGUGGCAAAAAGCCGUGGUAUCUCGAAGAAUGUGCCUCAACUUUAGCUACCACGUAUAGUAGUGGAGAAUCAUACGACAAGAAAGUGAUUACUACAGAUCUUCGGCAGCGUUGUACAGACAGCCAUACUGGAACCUCUGCAUCAGCACCUAUGGCUGCAGGGAUCAUAGCGCUGGCACUAGAGGCAAAUCCAUUUUUAACCUGGCGUGAUGUCCAGCAUAUCAUUGUUAGAACCUCUCGACAAGGACAUCUAAAUGCUCCAGACUGGAAGACCAAUGCUGCUGGACACAAGGUGAGCCAUCUUUAUGGAUUCGGUCUGAUGGAUGCUGAAGCUAUGGUGAUAGAAGCAGAGAAGUGGAGCACUGUCCCUGCCCAGCACAUAUGUGUAGAGAACACAGACAGGCAGAUCAAGACGAUUCGCCCAGAUAAUGUUGUUCGUUCUAUAUAUAAAGCCACUGGCUGUGCUGACAACACCAAUCACCACGUGAUUUACUUGGAGCAUAUAGUGGUGCGCAUUACAAUCACACAUCCACGAAGAGGAGAUCUAGCAAUAUACCUGACUUCUCCUUCAGGCACCAGAUCACAGCUGCUGGCGAACAGAUUGUUUGACCAUUCCAUGGAAGGAUUUAAGAACUGGGAGUUUAUGACUACUCAUUGCUGGGGAGAGAAGGCCUCAGGAGAUUGGAUUCUGGAGAUUUAUGACACCCCAUCUCAGCUGAGGAACUUCAAAACACCAGGGAAAUUGAAAGAAUGGUCAUUGGUUCUGUAUGGUACAUCUACUCAGCCAUACUCCCCUAGGAAUGAUGUCCCUAAAGUAGAGAGAGUACGUUCUAGCCCUUUGGAGGAACCCUCGGAAGACUACAGUAUGGAUGAAUACUCAGGUCCAUGUGAUGCAGAGUGCAGUGAAGUUGGUUGUGAUGGACCCGGACCAGACCAUUGCAGUGACUGCCUACACUUUUAUUAUAAAGCAAAAAAUAACACAAGAAUAUGCGUAUCAGAAUGCCCCCCUGGCCACUACUUUGCAGACAAGAAGAGAUGUAAGAAGUGUUUCUCAAACUGUGACGUUUGUUUCGGUGGCCGCACUGACCAGUGCACCUCUUGCAAAUCUGGAUAUUAUUUAAAUGAGGAAAGCAACAGCUGCAUCAGUAACUGCCCAGAUGGCUUCUACCUAAAUGAAAAUAAGAACGUCUGUCGAACAUGCAAUGAGAACUGCAAGCGUUGUACUACAGAGCAGAUUUGUACAGAGUGCAGACAUGGCCUAAGUUUACAAGGAUCCAAAUGUGUUGUCAGCUGCGAGGAUGGGAAAUAUUACAGCGUUCUAAAGAAAGAGUGUGAGCCAUGCCACAGUUCAUGUGCCACAUGUACAGGGCCUGGAAUAGAUAACUGUAUCAACUGUACAGAGGAUACUUUACUUGAAGGUGGAAGAUGUGUGCAGUCAUGUAGUAAUGGAUAUUAUUUGGAUCAAACAAAGCCAAAUGUUUAUAGAACAUGUAAAAAAUGUGAUGCCAGCUGCUUAACUUGUUCCGGACCAGGAGAUAAAACCUGCAUUAGUUGUCCGGAGGGCUAUGUACUGGAAGGCAGUGUCUGCAUGGUGGGAACAGUCUGUAAAGAUGGUGAAUAUUAUGAUGAAUCUGGUAGAUGCAGGAUCUGUGACGCCCCCUGCCUUAGAUGUAUUGGCCCUGGAAAUGGCAAAUGUAUAGGUUGUGCAGUUACGAGGAUGUUAGAUGAUGGUCACUGUGUCUUGCAAUGCCCUCCUGGCAAAUACGAAUCAAAUCUUCAGUGCCACCUGUGCCAUCAUACCUGUCACAAUUGUAAUGGCAGUGAGCCUAAUAAAUGUACAUCGUGUACAAAUGAUGAAAAUGGAAGAAUGCGCUUUCUAUACAACGGGGAAUGCCGUUAUACUUGCCCGAAGGGAUAUCGUGCUGCAGAUAACACCUGUGUCCACUGUCCUGAAAAUUGUGAGCUUUGCAGCUCUGAUUAUGGCUGUACAAAGUGUUUCCGAGGGUUCUACUUGGAUGACGACAAUUGCCAGAAACUAGAAUGUGCAGAAGGAGAAGUGAUGGAUCCGGACACGGACAAGUGCAUGUCAUGCGAAGAAGGAUGCAGAGAGUGCCAGCCAUAUGAUCCUUCUAUGUGUAUUUCCUGCAUUGCUGGAUAUUACAUAUAUGAAAACUUCUGCUAUGAUGCUUGUCCUGAGAAUACUUACGGUGUCGACUUUUUGAUGCGUUGCAAUGAGUGUGCUGUGGCUUGUAUUAGUUGCACAGAAAACGAAUGUAUAUUGUGUGAAGAAGGGUUCUAUCUCCAGAAUGGGGUUUGUGUGAGUGACUGCGGCUCAAGGUUUUACUCUGAUGAAUUUGAUAGAGAAUGUGAUACGUGCUAUCGAACGUGCGAAACCUGCAUAGGACCAGACUACGAUGAGUGCACUACUUGCAGAGUUGGCUUUAAGAUGGACAGUGGCAGAUGUACGAGCACUUUAUCAAAGAACCAGCCGAAGGAAGGAACCUACUGGAAUGCAGAAAAAAAUAACUUUCUACCAUGUGAUUCAUCAUGCAAGACCUGCAAUGUAUCGGAUACAUCAUGCACUUCAUGCCCACAAGAAACAUACCUCUUUGAACAGAGCUGCACAGACUCCUGCCCAACAGGGACAUUCAGCAAUGGAAAGGAUAGACGCUGCGAGAAAUGUACAGUUGGCUGUGAAAUAUGUGCCGAAGGUGACAUCUGCGUCAAGUGCUCCAAUAAUUACCUGUAUAAUGGGAGAUGUCUAAAGACGUGUCCAGAAGGGUUCUUUGGACUGAAAGGAAACUGCACAAAAUGCAGCCAGGAAUGUAAAACAUGUGCCCAAAGUGCUAAUUUCUGCUUGUCAUGUGAAAGGCCAAAGGUGCUUGAGCAAACCACUUGUAAAGCUGCUUGUUCCGAUAGUCACAUUGACAUUGAUGGUGUUUGUGAACAUUGCCCUUCUGACUGUUUGACGUGUGCCGAUGAGCAAAUAUGCACAGCCUGUCUUCCUGGUUAUUUCCUUUAUGAGGACAAAUGUCUGCUCUUUUGUCCUGAUGGCUAUUAUAAUGAAGUCGGAAAGUGCAUGCCUUGUGAUCCAAUGUGUGCAAAGUGCAAUGGGCCACUCAGUGAUGACUGUGAGGAGUGUUCCAGCCAUAGCUAUGUUUUGUAUAAUGGCCGAUGCUUUAAGACCUGCCCAAAGAGGACUUAUUAUGAUGUGUUUACCAAAGAUUGCCAAGACUGUGACACUACAUGUGAGUCCUGUUCUUCUGCUACAUCUUGUGAUGAAUGUAAACACGAUCUUUCUAAAAACAGUAAAGGUGAAUGUGUAUCAUAUAAGGAUUGCUCUCUCUAUGAGUACUUACAGGAGCAUAGGGGAUGUCGGCCAUGUCAUAAGCAAUGCUUGAGGUGUACAGGGCCAAGUUCAGAACAGUGCCUAAGCUGCAAAGAUGGUCUCUACCUUCUUGAUUCUACCUGUAUGAAGGAAUGCCCAGAUGGAUAUUACAAAGGUGAAGAAAACCGCUGCCUCCCCUGCCACGGAACAUGUAGCACAUGUAGUGGGAGAAGUAGUACUAGCUGUAUGUCUUGUAAAGCUGACAGGUAUUUCCUGGGUCACUCCUGCAAGGAGGUCUGCAUCCCAGGGUAUUAUGCUGACAAUUCAACGGGCAAGUGUGAAAAGUGUGACAAGACAUGUGAAAAAUGUUCCGGUCCACAUUCUACUGACUGUCUCUCCUGCCCCAAGAAUUACUUCUUGAUGCACAGUAAACAACAGUGUUAUAGCUCAUGCCCAGAGUCUUACUAUGAAAACAAGAUGAAGAGGACCUGUGAAAGAUGCCACACAAGCUGCAAAUCCUGUGAUAGAUUUGGGGCUUUUUAUUGUACAUCUUGCGCAUGGGGCUACCAGCUGUUGACAGGAAGUUGUAUCUCGGAAUGUCUCGCUGGAGAGUAUAAAGUCAAAGAGGACCCAGAUGUGAAAUGUGACAGAUGCCAUGAUAGCUGUGUAGAGUGUAAGGGACCAGGCCCUCUCAACUGCACAGUGUGUCCAGCAAGUUUUGUUCUAUAUGUGGACGAAAGUCGAUGUGUUCAUUGCUGCACUACCAAACCAGAGGAUUCAGGAGAAUGCUGCGAUUGUGCUGAAACACUAGAUGAAUGUAUAUUAAGGACUGGGCUUUUGGCAGAAAACAAAGGAAAUAAGAAGAUUGCACUGUUUAUUGCUACGUUUAUCCUGUUGAUGCUCAUCAUUGGCGGCAUUGUAUUUUUUUGGCGCCGAUAUAAGGCAAAAGUUAAGUCUGUCACCAAAGCUGGCUACGAAAAGCUUCCAGAUCAAUCAAAAUCAUUCCAGUCAUUUAAGAGUACCAGAGAAAGUACUUCUAGCUUCCAGCAUGACCAAGUAAUUGAGUAUCAUGACCGCGAUGACGACGAGGAAGAGGACGAUGACGAUGAUGACAUUGUGUACAUGGGCCAGGAUGGGACAGUGUAUAGGAAAUUUAAAUAUGGACUUUUGGAAGAUGAAGAUGAUGAGGAUUUAGAGUAUGAUGAUGAAAGCUAUUCAUUUAGAUAAUGUAUUAAAUUAAUGGUUUUUUUUGGUCAAACAGAAAUAAAGGGAACUGAUAAUGCAUAUAUGUUUUUAGAACAUAACAUAACAAAAGGGAGAUCUAUUGGGAACAUUUGUUAAGCCAUUCAUGGUGCAAAGGGAGUUGUUAUAAUUAAAUGAUGUUAUUUAACUUUAAAACACAGCCUUAAAGAAGUGUACCACAUUUUUCUUUUUUAUUUUGGUGCCAGGUUGCAAAAAUGUUUGUUUUUGACUGCUGUACACUUGAAAUAAAUUCCUCUGUUUAU